AAUGAGGUUCGGCGGGGUCCAGUAACUUGUUUGAGCCGCCGCCCGUCAGUGAUUUACAGCGCUCAGUCAGCGCUGCCGCCAGCUUGGUAACCCGUGCGGGUACCUGUAGAGGCCUACCAACCUUGAUUACACCCCUGUCUUCCAUCCUUCCACUCUCCCCCAUCUCAAAUAUCUGAUCAACUUCUCAUCUCAUCACCUCACCUCAUCUCAAUACCUUUGAUCAGACUAAAUAACCAAGGAGGCUGAUAACUUGUGAUCUAAUCUCAUCAAAAUCUCAUGAUCCUUACCCCAUUACUCACAAUAAUCUCAACCCUCCUCACAAGCAUCCAAACCUGCCCCAACAACUCAUCCCUCCGUACCCUCACCCUCAAAAUGCCCGAAGUAUACAAUAAAGCCUUCAUCCCCCUCGAAUCAAACCCCCAAGUCUUCAACGAACUCAUCACCGCCCUAGGCGCCUCACCUGCCCUCCACUUCCAAGACAUCCUCACUCUCGACGACCCAGCCUUCCUCCCUUCCAAGAUCCUCGCCCUCAUCCUCGUUUUCCCUACAACGCCAACCUACGAAGCCCGGCUGACGGCCGAGGACGCCGGCGCAAAGGAUUGGAUGGUGGAACACGACGAAGAGGAUGAAGAUGCGGUGUGGUUCAAGCAGACUAUUAAUAAUGCGUGUGGGUUGUAUGCUGUCUUGCAUGCUCUAGCAAAUGGUCGGGCCAAAGACUUUGUCACGCCGGGAUCGUUGUUAGACAACCUCCUUUCCAUUACAGCGCCAAUGGACCCGGCACAGGCCGCCAUGGUGCUGGAAGGCUCACAGGAACUCGAGGAUGCGUACGCUGCUAUUGCGACAAAGGGCGACACGACAGCACCGCAGAGUGCCGAGGAAGAAGUCUACUUUCACUACAUCUGCUUCGUCAAGUCACCAGAUACCGGUCACCUCUACGAGUUGGAUGGAGAUAGAAAGGGCCCGGUGGACAGAGGCAUUCCCAACGAAGAGGAAAAGGUGGAUCUCGGACCAAAGUCCGUAGACAUUGUCAGAAAUUUCAUUCAGCAGGGCAGAGAGAGUAUCGGCUUCAGUCUCUUGGCCUUGACUGAGGGGGCAUGAGCAGGCACAUUCACAUUUACGCAUACGCAGACAGGCAUCCUCCAGCGCAGCCAUCGGCACAUUUAGACCGAGGCGUUGCGGUGGCAUUAAUGAUGGG
Colletotrichum godetiae is the source of this 1195-nucleotide messenger RNA. Its product is annotated as ubiquitin carboxyl-terminal hydrolase, family 1. The coding region runs from base 277 to 1098 and encodes 273 amino acids. Gene Ontology annotation, molecular function: cysteine-type deubiquitinase activity. Lineage: Eukaryota; Fungi; Ascomycota; Sordariomycetes; Glomerellales; Glomerellaceae. Gene Ontology annotation, cellular component: cytoplasm. The record is from RefSeq and is a predicted model, not a curated record. Gene Ontology annotation, biological process: protein deubiquitination; ubiquitin-dependent protein catabolic process. The transcript is spliced from 2 exons.